Lolium perenne is the source of this 798-nucleotide messenger RNA. The record is from RefSeq and is a predicted model, not a curated record. Lineage: Eukaryota; Viridiplantae; Streptophyta; Magnoliopsida; Poales; Poaceae.
AUGGCUGGUUCUUCCCAGAGAUUCCGCCAUAGUCGCGUUCAAAAAGGAUGCGCCCCUUUCUCUCUAGGCCCCGCCCGUCAGCGUAUAUCUGUGCCACUUCAGCAGCCUUCCAAGUCAGCGUCGUGGCCCCGCAAGUCAGCCCCUAUGGGCCCCGCCCAUCAGCGUAUAUCUGUGCCACUUCAGCAGCCUUCCCACUCAGCGCCGUGGCCCCGCAAGUCAAAACCUCUGGGCCCCGCCCGUCAGCGUAUAUCUAUGCCACUUCAGCAGCCUUCCCAGUCAGCGUCGUGGCCUCGCAAGUCAGCCCCUGUGACGACCAUCUCCACGUACACAGAGGUCCAGCGCAGUGCUGGGCCCCACCCGUCAGCGUAUAUUUAUGCCACUUCAGCAGCCCAGUCAUCGCCGUGGCCCCGCAAGUCAGCACCUCUGGGCCCCGCCCGUCAGCGUAUAUCUGUGCCACUUCAGCAGCCUUCCCAGUCAGCGUCGUGGCCCCGCAAGUCAGCCCCUGUGACGACCAUCUCCACCUGGGCCCCGCCCGUCAGCGUAUAUCCGUGCCACUUCAGCAGCCUUCCCAGUCAGCGCCGUGGCCCCGCAACUGGGCCCCGCCCGUCAGCGUAUAUCUGUGCCACUUCAGCAGCCUUCCCAGUCAGUGUCGUGGCCCCGCAAUUCAGCCCCUGUGACUACCAUCUCCACGUAAACAGAGGUCCAGUGCACUGCUGGGCCCCGCCCGUCAGCGUAUAUAUGUGCCACUUCAGCAGCCUUCCCAGUCAGCGCCGUGGCCCCGCAAGUCAGCCCCUGUGA